This is a messenger RNA of Kuraishia capsulata CBS 1993, 1086 nucleotides long. RefSeq lists its product as uncharacterized. The record is from RefSeq and is a predicted model, not a curated record. Gene Ontology annotation, biological process: fungal-type cell wall organization. Bases 1 to 1086 code for a protein of 361 amino acids. Gene Ontology annotation, cellular component: fungal-type cell wall. The transcript has a single exon. Gene Ontology annotation, molecular function: structural constituent of cell wall. Lineage: Eukaryota; Fungi; Ascomycota; Pichiomycetes; Pichiales; Pichiaceae.
AUGCCAGCUACUAAAUACUCCCUUCUGUGCGCCUUGGGUCUCAGUUCAUCUGCUCUCGCUGCCUACAUUCCAUCUGAGCCAUGGUCAACCUUGACACCUAAGGGAGACUACGCCGGUACUAUUACCGACUACUCCAGCACUUUCGGUAUUGCUAUCAACCCAGUUGCUACUGCUGCUGCCAAGGUCAAGCGUGAUGCCGUUUCUCAAAUCGGUGACGGUCAAAUUCAGGCUGACACUACCACCAAGAGCACUGCUGCUGUUGUGACUCAGAUUGGUGACGGUCAGAUCCAGGCCACCACUUCCACAAAGACUUCCGCUGCUGCUGUCGUGACUCAGAUUGGUGACGGUCAAAUUCAGGCUGACACCACCACCAAGACUUCCAAGACCAAGACUUCCGCUGCUGCUGUCGUGACUCAAAUUGGCGAUGGUCAAAUUCAGGCUGACACCACCACCAAGACUGCUGCCGCCGUUGUGACUCAAAUCGGUGACGGUCAGAUCCAAGCCGACACUACCACCAAGACUGCUGCUGCUGUUGUGACUCAGAUCGGUGAUGGUCAAAUCCAAGCCGACACCACCACCACCACUGCUGCCGCCGUUGUGACCCAAAUCGGUGACGGUCAAAUCCAGGCUGACACCACCACCAAGACCACCAAGACCAAGAAGACCAAGACCAGCACCAAGACCGGAGUCAGCCAGAUCAGUGACGGACAGGUCCAAGCCACUUCUACUUCCUCCUCUGCCGCCGCUUCCUCUUCUUCCUCUUCUUCCGACCCAGUGACUCAAGUCUCUUGCAAGUCUGACGGUGCCUUGUCCUUGACUCUGUCUGGUUCCAUUUUGACUGAUGGUAAGGGAAGAGUCGGUUCUAUCGUCGCAAACAGACAGUUCCAGUUUGACGGUCCACCACCACAGGCUGGUGCCAUCUACGCUGCCGGUUGGUCCAUCACCGAUGAUGCCAAGUUGGCCAUCGGUAACACGACUGUCUUCUACCAAUGUUUGUCUGGAACUUUCUACAACUUGUACGAUGAGUCCAUUGGUGACCAAUGUACUGAAGUCUACCUUGACGUUGUUGACCUGAUUUCAUGUUAA